Messenger RNA from Clonostachys rhizophaga, 1170 nucleotides. The record is from the annotation of a GenBank genome assembly. NCBI's taxonomy places the organism in Eukaryota, Fungi, Ascomycota, Sordariomycetes, Hypocreales, Bionectriaceae.
AUGGCAUCCCCACACCAUCCCAAUGGCAACAGGAGUCAUGAUGCUGACAGCUGGUCCGUCCUCACAGAGAAGAUUCGCACGCCCAUCACCGACUUGUUCGGGAUCAAGCACCCCGUCCUGCUCGCCGGCAUGAACGUCGCCGCUGGCCCCAAGCUUGCGGCCGCCGUCUCCAACGCCGGCGGUCUUGGUGUCAUCGGCGGCGUCGGCUACACCCCCGAGAUGCUCAAGGAGCAAAUCGACGAGCUCAAGAGCUACCUCGAUGACAAGAACGCGCCCUUCGGUGUCGAUCUGCUUCUCCCCCAGGUUGGCGGUAGCGCUCGCAAGACAAACUAUGAUUACACCAAGGGCAAGCUGAACGAGCUCGUCGACAUCAUCAUUGAGUCCGGCGCCAAGCUGUUCGUCUCCGCCGUCGGUGUCCCCACCAAGGAGGUCGUCGACAGGCUGCACAAGCACGGCAUCGUCUAUAUGAACAUGAUCGGCCACGUCAAGCACGUCAAGAAGUGCCUCGACCUCGGCGUCGACAUCAUCUGCGCCCAGGGUGGUGAGGGCGGCGGCCACACCGGCGACAUCCCCACCACCGUCCUCAUCCCCGCCGUGGUGGAGGAGUGCCGCAAGCACAAGUCGCCCAUCACCGGCGGCCCCGUCCAGGUCAUCGCUGCCGGCGGCAUCCACAACGGUCAGCUCCUGGCCGCCUCCCUCAUGAUGGGCGCCGGCGCCGUCUGGGUGGGCACCCGCUUCAUCCUGACCGAUGAGGCCGGCGCCCCCAAGGCUCACAAGGACGCCGUCCGCACGUCGGGCCACGACGACAACAUCCGCACCAUCAUCUUCACCGGCCGCCCCAUGCGCGUCCGUAACAACGACUACAUCAACGACUGGGAGGUCAACCGUGCCCAGGAGAUCAAGGACCUCGCCGCCAAGGGCGUCAUCCCCUACGAGGCCGACCUGGACAAGUUCAUGAGCGCCGACGACGAGAAGCCCUCGAUCCCCACCAGCGGCAAGGAGGAGGAUGACGACGACGAGGACCCCUUCGAGAAGUACCGCCCUUACCUCAUGGGCAAGUGCGCCGCCGUCGUCAACGAGCAAAAGCCCGCCAAGGCCGUGGUGGAUGAGUUCGUUGACGAUGCAGUCGAGUGGAUCCAACGGGGCAACAAGAUGAUUGCCAAGCUGUAA